AUGUCUGGCAACGCUUCUCCUUUACCUCAAGCUGGAAAAAUUAAAAGGGCCCUUACCGGUCUAAAAGAUCACUUGACCAGACAGAUCAACAAAUACCAUGAUCUGUCUCAACAAAUCCCAAUUAUCUAUUUGGAACUGGAAAGUUAUUUCCAAAUUGCCAAUAACAAGUUUGAACAAAUUAGAGUUCAAAUAACACAGUAUCUGUCUGAACUUGCUGAAACACAAAUCACAGAUACAGAACUAGACGAUAUCAUGAGUGAGCUAGCCCAGUUCAAAGAUGAUGUACAGGUUAAGCUACAAUCCUUUAACAAAUUAAUUACCCAAAAUAAAGUAACCACAGCAUCCACAAAACUUCUACAGCCAAAAGUAAAAUUACCCUGUAUCAGUCUACCCACAUUCUCUGGAAACGAGAAUGAGAGUUGGGAUGACUUUUGGAACAAGUUUGCUGAUGCUGCAGAUUCUAAACCCACUCUCCCCAAAACCACUAAGUUUACUUACUUACAAGCUCAACUCAAGGGAGAAGCCUUAAAGGUAAUCUCCAAUUUAAACUUAACCAGUGAUGGCUAUGACCUCGCAGUUCAUCUGCUUAAGAGCAAUUAUGCUAACACCAAAAGAGCUGUUACAAAUCUAGUCCAAAAACUGUUGGACUUACCAGCAACCGAUAGUUCCACUGACUCCCCCCAAACCUUUAGAUUGGAGUUAGAGUCCUUGCUUAUGGCUUUAAGUCUUAAAGUUAACCUCAAGGCUGCUGAGUGGUUGACUAAAGUAAUUGUAAGAUGCAAGUUGCCCAGUGAAACAUUGGACAUUGAACGUUAG
Messenger RNA from Procambarus clarkii (red swamp crayfish), 816 nucleotides. RefSeq lists its product as uncharacterized. The record is from RefSeq and is a predicted model, not a curated record. Lineage: Eukaryota; Metazoa; Arthropoda; Malacostraca; Decapoda; Cambaridae.